Molecule: messenger RNA, 3885 nt
Organism: Habropoda laboriosa
Lineage: Eukaryota; Metazoa; Arthropoda; Insecta; Hymenoptera; Apidae
Product: RNA exonuclease 1 homolog
Exons: 9
Coding region: 1-3885 (1294 amino acids)
Cellular component (GO): nucleus
Molecular function (GO): metal ion binding; nucleic acid binding; exonuclease activity
Source: RefSeq, a predicted model, not a curated record
AUGUUGCCUUCGACUGGUUAUUUUAAAGCUAUCAACUGUCCAUUUUACGAAAGUGGAACGUGCGAUAGACCUUAUUGUCAUUUCAAGCAUUCGAAGCGAGAAGAUGCUGGGAUUACCGCGGAGGCCGCCGAGUCGGUGGAAAACCGUUCCACGGGUCAGGUUCAAGAAUCCAAAGCGUCUACAAUGGUAACAUCUGAUUCAGACGUUUUACAACAAUUAGUAACAGAAGCUGUGAAAAAAGUCCUUGCUAAUCGAGAUGUCGCAGAUGUAGAUAAAUUUUCUUGUCAGAAUGUUGUUUCUCAGGUAGUUGAAGGGCUAAAACCUACACUAACCACCGGAUCACCUGGUACGUUGGAUAACAUUACGACUAAUGCAGCGGAGAGAAGAAUAGAUGCUUCGACGUCGGUUAAUAAGCCACUUCCAUGCGUGUAUAACCCAACACCUAUCGCAGAACUGAAGAAACGUCAUAUUCCGAUAGUAUCUUAUAUGCCAACCAGAGAAAGUAGAGUAGCGGUGAAACCUAAAUGUACUCCGGAUGGAAUUAAACCAUGGUUAAGUAUAGGCAGCGAAUCUACGGAAGCUCAAGCUGCUGAAAUUAAAUACAAACCUACGACCAUAAUUAACUCGGAAACGCGCGAUACUAUGCACAGUUAUGUACCUACGUGUAAGACAGAUCCACCUUUGCCAAAUCCACCGUGUAAGGACAGUGGUGCGAACGAGUAUUUGCUUAAACUCAGGGAAGCGUAUUAUCCAAAGUGUAAAAAGAGAAGGGAGGAGUAUGUUCCAAAGAAAGUAAAGACUCCGUUGAAAACUGUCGACGGAUUAAACGAAUCUGUGUUAGAAACGCAUUUUGAAACAGACUUUAACACGAUAGACGAGGAAGUAGUGAUGCGUACUAGAUCGACAUCUGAUGUACUUGAAUCUAGGAAGGUGUCGAAAGAUUCUUGCACACAUCUGGAACCGAAAUUCUCCGAUGACGAAGAUGAGGAGGACGGUAAUAGUCGCGAUAAUAUUGAAGAUUACGGUCAUGAUGCGAACAAAAUUAAUACCACACAUAUUGACCACCGUACAUUCUCGACGCAAAGUGAGUCUGAUCGUCGGGAUCUGAAGAAAUUGAAUUGCUCCAAGGAUGCACGGAUGGACACGGAUGUAGAAUUUUCAGAAACAGCUUCGUUGACAAACGAUGGAUUUGUUAAGGAGGGAGAGAAUCGCGGUGAGGGAAUGUCGAAAUGUACCGUGAGUAACACUGCGAAGCAUGAAAAAUUCACAGGCGAAGAAGAGAGUUCGAAACGUUUGCGAUACGAGGAGGAGGAAGAGGAGGAGGAGGAGGCGGAAGCGGCGGCGGUGGAGGAGGAGGAUGAGCAAGAGGGGGAUGGGGAGGAAGAGGAAGAGGAAGUGGAAAAAGUAGUGGAAAUAAUAAGAGAUGGGUAUAAGAGUAGGAAUGAAAAUGCAAAAGAAGUGAAAAAUAGGGAGAAAAGUAGAAACAAGGAUCGCAAGGAUCGUCACGGUACUGCGACAUCUCGUAAGAGAUACAAAGACAGGCAUAAUUCGAACGAAAAGUCGCGUUCCGUCUCUCGUAGCAGAAGCAAAAGUAAGAGUCAUUUGAGGCACAGCGGUAAAGAAUCGAGAGAUAAGAAGCACAAUAGAGAUAGGAGCAAAUGCAAAGAGAAGGAGAAACAUGGGGAGAAGGGAAAGGAUAAAGGAAAAAAUGAGAAUAGACAUAAAAGAAAGACGGAUAGGAAGGAUUGUGACGAGUUGGGUAAACGUCACGAAUAUGAUUCGAAGCAUUCCUCGAAGAAGGAAGAACACGUGAAGAAGAAUAGAAGUGACGGAAGCAAUAAACGGUUGAAGACGGAACGUAAAUCUGACGAUAAGCUAAUUGGAAAAUUGCAGGGACAUGCGGCGGCGGAGAAUAGGAAAGAAAGACGUUCAACCGACAGAUCCGGGAGCUCUUUGGAAAGCGUUCGCUUGAAUUUAAGGGAUGACGACGACGACGACGACGACGAAGAAGAAGAGAACGACGAUCGUUAUAGUAAUAUCAUUGAGAACGAUAUCGACGUGGUUUUUAGCACAUCUGACUCGGAUCACGACGUACAAGAAGAAUGUUUAAAGAUAUUUCAGGAAUACCAAGUACCGGAACGAACGAAGACAACGGAAUCGUCGAGCGAGACAUCGUCGUUACGGAUGAAAGAGAAGGAAAAAGAGAUGGAAAGGGAAAAGGAACAGAACGAAGAGACCGGCAGGAAGAGAGUAGCGCAUCCUUCGGCAGCCGCCUCCUCCGUUACCAGGCACAUUGGGGGUGUUAGUCAACAGGCGAGAAAAUUGACAAAUCCACAGCAAAAGAUGUACGAAAGAUGGCGUUUGAUGCGAGACGCUGUUGCGGAAAAGACAAUUUCUGCGAGCAGCGGUGUUUCCAGGGAUGUACGCCGUAAUUGUGUCGAGGGGAUGGGAACAGCGAGCAACAGCGAACUAAAAUUGAACGGAAAUGGUCGUGUCAGAAUCGCUCAUGUGCCGUAUGCUAUGUCUCUAGCGAUAGAGAAAAAAAAAGUGACGGAGAAUGCAGCGGGGAAGUUGGCGGAUACGAAAGCAACGGAUAAUUGUAAAACAGCUGCGCAAACAGCGAAGUGCGGUGUACGGGUCGCUCACGUUCCACAAAUGGUACCUCAGUUGAUACGUCCUGAACCGUUGCAAGUAACCACGCAAAAGUUCCCUUUAAACGUUCGUCAGUAUUAUGUGAAUCUUAAAGAGGAAUACGCUUGCCACGAAAGAUGCAAAGCGUUAACUGUUUAUAAAAAUUCUUGCAUGCUUGCCGCGCAUAGACUCAGAAAGGAAGUUGAUCAGAAUUCAUCAUCGAUGGAGAAUAAUGCGAUGACAGUGGCAGGCAGCAGUAACAACACGGUGUCCCAUGAAGCGGUGCUCACUGGAAAAUCAAAGGGUUCUUGGAGCGUCCUUAAGACAAAGAGGUCGGUCACGGAAUUUAGGGGGCCUGCUCUUUACGGUAUGUUGACAAAAUGGAUAAUGACGGAACAACAACUUCGAGAUAACGGAUUUCCCCGUCCACAUCCGGAUAAUCAGAAGGGUCGUGCUAAAGUUUACGUAAUCAAUUCGCGAAAUCAGAGUGUUUUGUCAAAGGUGCCUAACGAAAGAGUUUGUAGCCGAUGCGGUCAAACUUACAUGAUCGAUAAGCAAGGAUUUGCUUUGCAACCACAGAACUGUAUAUAUCAUUGGGGUAGAAAAUUCACGAUCAGAGGUGAAGGGAAAUACAGUUGCUGUCAGCAAUACGGUUCUGCAACCGGUUGUUGCGACGCGAAAACGCACGUUUGGGAUUAUACCGACUAUGAAAAUCUUCGUGGUUACGUGAAAACAUUGCCGAAAGAUGCGGCAAUCGAAGAACAAGGGGUGUAUGCGCUCGAUUGUGAAAUGAGUUACACGACACAAGGAUUGGAAUUGACCAGGAUAACCGUCAUCGACGAAGAUUGCAACGUGAUGUACGAGACAUUGGUUAAACCGCAAAAUCCUAUAAUAGAUUAUAAUACAAGGUUUUCUGGAAUCACGGAGGAAGGUAUGAAGGAUGUGACGACAACGUUAUUGGACGUUCAAGCGACACUGUUGACAAUGUUUUCGGAUAAAACGAUACUAGUGGGUCACAGUCUCGAAAGUGAUUUCAAAGCUUUGAAACUUCUACACGAUACCGUGGUCGACACGAGCAUAAUGUUUCCGCACAAGAACGGAUAUCCGCAAAAGAGAGCUUUGAAGAACCUUUGUUCCGAAUAUUUGAGAAAGAUCAUUCAGAAUGACGUCGGCGGUCACGAUAGCAAAGAGGAUGCUGUCGCUUGUAUGGAGUUGAUACUUUGGAAAGCGAAAGAGGAAGCGAAAUUACAAUAG